Molecule: messenger RNA, 4986 nt
Organism: Clunio marinus
Lineage: Eukaryota; Metazoa; Arthropoda; Insecta; Diptera; Chironomidae
Source: the annotation of a GenBank genome assembly
AUGAGUUCUAUUAAAGAAUGGUUUAUGGAGUGGCAGAAACUCAUUGAGAGUCAGACCGACCAAAGAACAAAACAUUUUUUUAUGAUGUCGUCUCCACUUCCAACAAUUUACAUCACAUUGUGUUAUCUACUUUUUGUUUUGUACAUUGGGCCAAAGAUCAUGGAAAAUCGUAAACCUUACAACAUCAGGAAAAUUAUUAUUGUCCACAAUUUGAUUCAAGUCAUCUUGAAUGCAAAACUUUUCUAUGAUUCUGCAACAUUGGGUUGGUUUUCGAACUACAAUUGGCGUUGUGAACCUUACGAUCGAUCGCCUGAUGGAAUUCCAAUGAAGUUAACAAUGGUUGCAUAUUACUACUACUUGAGUAAGUUCACCGAUCUUCUGGACACAAUUUUCUUCAUUCUAAGAAAACGAAACGAUCAAGUGUCAGCUUUGCAUGUGAUUCAUCACGGGAUCAUGCCAUUAGGUGUUUAUUUUGGAAUAAGAUUCGCCUCAAACGGUCACGGUUCGUUCUUCGGAUUUCUUAACACUUUCAUUCACGUAGUUAUGUACACUUAUUACAUGCUUGCUGCUUUUGGUCCAAAAAUGAAGAAAUAUCUUUGGUGGAAGAGAUAUUUAACGAUAAUGCAAAUGGUACAAUUUAUUGCGAUCAUAAUUCACAGUAGUCAGCUUUUCUUUCAUAAUCCAUGCGAGUAUCCAAUGUUUUAUGCAUGGUACAUCAUCGUCAAAUCUUUGGUUUUUCUCCUUCUGUUUAGAGCUUUCUACAAGAAAUCAUAUUGUUCAAAGGAGCUGAGAAUUAAAAGCUUUUUGAAAGAAAAGCGAAUAGAAAAGUUGGAAAAUGUUAUCAAAUCAACUUCCAAACGAAAGCAAAUUAUGAGACCCUUGGCAAAUAUUUAUGAAGUGUGGCGUGAUCUGAUGGAUAAUAAAUCAGAUCCACGCGUUAAAAAUUGGUUUAUGAUGUCUUCGCCACUACCAACUAUUUGCAUAAGUUUGACAUAUGUUCUUCUUGUGAAGAGUCUUGGACCCAAACUCAUGAAAUAUCGCAAACCAUACGAACUUCGAAAAUGUCUCAUAAUUUACAAUUUUAUUCAAGUUGCUAUGAGUGUUGGGAUAUUUUACUACUGUUGUAAAUUGGGAUGGUUGACGACAUACAACUGGAGAUGUGAACCGUUUAAUACUUCGCCAACAGGCGAUCCAUAUUAUAUCGUAGUGACAUGUUAUUGCUACUAUUUAAGUAAGUUCACUGAACUUCUCGAUACAAUCUUCUUCAUAAUGAGAAAAAGAUACGAUCAAGUGUCAAUACUGCAUGUUAUUCAUCAUGGGAUUAUGCCUGUUAGUGUUUGGUUCGGUGUGAAACUUCAACCUGGCGGGCACGCAACAUUCUUCGGAUUCCUCAACUCCGGAGUUCACAUCGUCAUGUACGCUUAUUACAUGUUAGCAGCAAUUGGUCCACAAAUGCAGAAAUAUCUCUGGUGGAAGAAAUAUUUGACACUGUUACAAAUGGUUCAGUUUGUUGCCGUCUUUAUCCACUCAAUGCAAUUAUUUGUGUCGAACCCAUGUCAAUAUCCAAUCAUCUACUCAUGGAUUGUCGCCCUUCAUGCUGUCAUGUUCUUCUUACUGUUCAAAGCAUUUUAUAAAAAAUCGUACGUGAAAAAAGAAGAAACUGAUAAGAUUAUUAAUCGACUUUACACUGCUCAAGUUCUUUCCCCAACAUCAUUGAAGGAACAUGACAAAGAUUCUUCGAUUACAAAUAGAACAAAUUAUCAAAAACUAAAGAAUCAUUCUAUAAACAAUCGUACAUAUCACAAAAGGUUAAAGAUGAGAAGACUGAACAUUGAUCCUUCUAUGAUGCGAAUUUUCAACAAUCUUCAUGCAGCGUGGUUGGAUUUGCUGGAAAAUAAAUCUGACCAACGAAACAAGGAUUGGUUCAUGAUGUCGUCACCUUUCCCGACACUUCUCGUUAUCUUCAUUUACGUUUACAUAGUGAAGUUUUUAGGUCCUAAAUUGAUGGAAAAUCGUAAACCAUUUCAGUUUCGCAAAAUUAUCAUAUUCUAUAACUUAACUCAAGUUCUCUUGAGUGGGAAAAUCUUUUAUGAUGCAUGCACAUUAGCAUGGCUGUCAACCUACAGCUGGCGAUGUGAACCACUUGAUUCUUCCACAAAUGACAUUCCAAUGCGAAUUGUUCGUAGUUCUUAUUUAUAUUAUUUGAGUAAGUUUACUGAACUUCUUGAUACGAUAUUCUUUGUGUUGAGAAAACGAAAUGACCAGGUGUCAACAUUGCAUGUGAUUCAUCAUGGGAUUAUGCCAUUAAGUGUUUGGUGGGGUUGCAAAGUGUCGCCGGGUGGUCAUGGAACAUUCUUUGGAUUUCUGAAUUCCGGAGUUCAUAUCGUCAUGUACACUUAUUACAUGUUAGCAGCAAUUGGUCCACAUAUGCAGAAAUAUCUCUGGUGGAAGAAAUAUUUGACACUCUUGCAGAUGGGUCAGUUUGUUGCGAUCAUAAUCCACAGCACUCAACUCUUCUUUUACAAUCCCUGUGAUUAUCCGCUUUUGUAUUCAUAUGUUCUUCUGUUCCACUGUCUCUUAUUUUUAUUCCUAUUCGGAGCAUUUUAUAAACAAUCAUACACUAAACAGAAAAUCAAGAACAUAAAUUACUCGAAUGAGAAGAAGUUUGACGGUGAAAAGACUUUUAAAUCCUCGGAAAACGCUUUGGGAAAAGUUGAAGGAAAAACAAAUGGACGUAUUGAAGAUACUUAUGAAACUUUAAAUAAUCGAGGAUAUGCAAAGUUAGGAAGACAAGAUUCAGCUAAACUGGUUGAAAAUCUUAUGAGACUUUUAAACAAAAUAAAUACAGCAUGGGUGGAUUUUAUGGAUAAUAAAACAGAUCCACGUGUCAAAGAUUGGUUUAUGAUGUCGUCUCCUUUCCCAACAUUUUUUAUUGUUUUCAUUUAUGUUUAUAUAGUGAAGUUCCUGGGUCCAAAGUUAAUGGAAAAUCGUAAACCAUUUCAACUUCGCAAAAUUAUCAUAUUUUACAAUUUCAUUCAAGUUCUGAUAAGUGCGAAACUAUUUUACGACGCAUGUACAUUAGGCUGGUUAACAACAUAUAACUGGCGAUGUGAACCACUUGAUCGUUCCACUAGUGAUGUUGCAAUGAAGAUUGUUCGCGGAUGUUAUUUCUAUUAUUUGAGUAAGUUCACUGAACUUCUCGAUACAAUCUUCUUCGUGAUGAGAAAAAGAUACGAUCAGGUGUCAACACUGCAUGUCAUUCAUCACGGGAUUAUGCCAAUAAGUGUUUGGUGGGGUUUGAAAUUGUCACCUGGAGGUCAUGGAACAUUUUUUGGAUUUCUUAAUACGGGAGUUCACGUCAUCAUGUACACUUAUUACAUGUUAGCAGCAAUUGGUCCACAUAUGCAGAAAUAUCUUUGGUGGAAGAAAUAUUUGACACUAUUGCAGAUUAUUCAAUUCGUCGGUGUCAUAAUCCACAGCGUUCAACUCUUCUUUCAUAAUCCCUGCAAAUAUCCAAUUAUCUACUCAUACUUUCUCCUGGGCCAUGCUUUCAUGUUCUUGUCUCUGUUUAGUGCUUUUUACAAGCAAUCUUACAUAGUGAAGAAAGAUAGAAGAAUUGAAAAUCUUCAUGAUAAAACAUUUGUGAAUCAUGUGAAGUGCGAGAAUAUGGUAGCAUCAGUGAAAUAUUUUGAGCCUCCAAAUGGAGGGUAUGGUUGGAUUGUGGUGAUCGGUGGACUUCUAAUCAACAUGUUCAAUCAGUCAAUUUUAUCAUUAUUUGGAUUAAUCUUUGGAGGCUUUUUCAACAAUUUAAAUGCAUCAAAAGUUCGGAUUGCUUUAGUGAUGAAUCUUUGUAGUGUUUUCUUGAAUCUCACUGGUCUGAUAACAGCGCCACUUCUGAAGAUUUAUUCGCCAAGACAAAUUGCUGUUUGUGGAUCUCUUUUUGCUAGUGUUGGAUUAAUGUUAAGUUCUCUUGCAUCAGAAUUAUUUCAUAUCAUAUUCACAUAUAGUUUUAUGGUUGGCGUUGGUUUGGGGUUAAUUACACCGUCAAUCUUCAUGGCUAUUUCUCCAUUCUUCACAACCAAGAAAGCAAGAGCGAUAAGUAUGUCAAUGGCAGGUACAGGUCUUGGUCAGAUGCUUCUACCACAAAUUGUGAGAGUUUUACAAGCGGAAUAUGGAUCCCAAAUGACAAUUUUAAUCUUGGGAAGUAUGUCAAUGCAUGGAAUUGUUGGAGCUUUACUUUUCCGAUCAAUGGGUCAUCAUAAAAUGCGAAUCAAACGAAGUAAUAAUGAAUGUGAUGAACAAUCGCCACUCCUUUUUAACGCUUCAAACUCGAGUGAUGAUGAAGCAGAAAAUUCACAAAACGAAAAUGUUUGUACAAAGAUAUUCGAUAGAAUUUAUCAAUUGUUUGAUUUUAGUCUGCUGAAAAGUUCGCGAUUUUUGUUCCUGAAUUUCGGACUUGCAUCUGUGUACACAGUUUCCAUCGAUUUCCAGUUAAUUCUUCCAUUUUUCCUUCAGGAAACUGUGAAUUUGAAUACAAAUCAAACUGCUGUCUGCAUGUCAGUCUUGGCUGCUUUUGACUUAAUAUCUCGGUUGACUUUUCCAUUUAUCCUUGAGCCUUUGAAGUUUUCAUCCCGUUCAACGCUAAUGAUGGGAAUCGUUGCACUUGGCAUUGUCAGAUCAGUGCUUGCUGAGUUGACUGAUUACACAUCUCUUCUGAUUGCUUGUGCUUUUUUUGGAUACUUUCGAGCUUUGACAGUGGUCAAUCAUAUUUUAGCUGUUUCCGAAUAUUGUUCCGAGAACUGCCCAGCUAAACUACCAGGUGCUCUUGGAUUAAACAUGAUAAUUAAAGGUGUUGCUGUUAUUACCAUUGGACCAAUUUUCGGAUGGAUUCGUGAUCUCACUUCAAGUUAUAUUUUAAGUUUUCACUCUCAAAAUAUUCUAAUGUCGAUAGUGUUAGUAACUUGGAUCAUUGAGUCAAGUUUAUAG